GAACCGCGCCGGGGGUGUGGAGCAACCAAGAUGGAGCCUGCAACCGGCGGGCCAAGCCCGUUGAUUGUGAACAACAAGCAGCCCCAGCCGCCACCUCCUCCGCCGCCCGCCGCGGCGCAGCCUCCCUCGGGGACGCCGAGGGCCGGAGGUGGCCUUCUGCCGGGCGGCAAAGCUCGAGAGUUCAACCGCAACCAGCGCAAAGACUCAGAGGGCUAUUCUGAGUCUCCAGACCUGGAGUUUGAAUAUGCUGACACAGACAAGUGGACUGCAGAGCUCUCAGAGCUUUACAGCUACACAGAAGGACCAGAAUUCCUGAUGAACAGAAAAUGCUUUGAGGAGGACUUCCAGAUCCAUGUGACAGACAAGAGGUGGACUGAACUGGAUACCAACCAGCACCGCACCCAUGCCAUGAGGCUCCUGGAUGGCUUGGAAGUCACUGCUAGGGAGAAGAGACUCAAGGUGGCCCGAGCAAUUCUCUAUGUUGCCCAAGGCACCUUUGGAGAGUGCAGCUCAGAGGCAGAGGUGCAGUUCUGGAUGCGCUAUAACAUCUUUCUGCUCCUGGAGGUGGGCACGUUCAAUGCCUUGGUGGAGCUUCUGAACAUGGAAAUAGAUAACAGUGCCGCGUGCAGCAGUGCAGUGAGGAAACCUGCCAUCUCCCUGGCUGACAGCACAGAUCUGAGGGUCCUGCUCAACAUCAUGUACCUUAUUGUGGAGACUGUUCACCAGGAUUGUGAGGGUGACAAGGCUGAGUGGAGAACCAUGCGACAGACCUUCAGAGCUGAGCUGGGCUCCCCUCUGUACAACAACGAGCCAUUUGCCAUCAUGCUGUUUGGGAUGGUGACCAAAUUUUGCAGUGGCCAUGCUCCCCACUUCCCCAUGAAGAAAGUUCUCUUGCUGCUCUGGAAGACAGUAUUGUGCACACUGGGUGGCUUUGAGGAGCUGCAGAACAUGAAGGCUGAGAAGCGUGCCCUCCUUGGACUCCCCCCACUGCCUGAGGACAGCAUCAAAGUGAUCCGCAGCAUGAGAGCUGCUUCCCCUCCAGCCUCUGCCUCAGACCUGAUUGAGCAGCAACAGAAAAGGGGCCGACGGGAGCACAAGGCUCUGAUAAAGCAGGACAAUCUAGAUGCCUUCAAUGAACGGGAUCCCUACAAGGCUGAUGACUCUCGAGAAGAAGAGGAGGAAAAUGAUGAUGACAGUAGCCUGGAGGGGGAGACAUUUCCUCUUGAGCGGGAUGAGGUGAUGCCUCCCCCACUACAGCACCCCCAGACUGACAGGCUUACCUGCCCAAAGGGGCUCCCUUGGGCCCCCAAGGUCAGAGAGAAAGACAUUGAGAUGUUCCUUGAAUCCAGCCGCAGCAAGUUCAUAGGCUACACUCUAGGCAGUGACACGAACACAGUGGUGGGGCUGCCAAGGCCAAUCCACGAAAGCAUCAAGACACUGAAACAGCACAAGUACACGUCAAUUGCAGAGGUCCAGGCACAGAUGGAAGAGGAGUACCUUCGCUCUCCUCUCUCAGGGGGAGAAGAGGAAGUUGAGCAAGUCCCUGCAGAAACCCUCUACCAAGGCUUGCUCCCCAGCCUGCCUCAGUAUAUGAUUGCCCUCCUGAAGAUCCUGCUGGCCGCAGCUCCCACCUCAAAAGCCAAAACAGACUCAAUCAACAUCCUGGCAGAUGUCCUGCCUGAGGAGAUGCCCACCACAGUGUUGCAGAGCAUGAAGCUGGGGGUGGAUGUGAACCGUCACAAAGAAGUCAUUGUGAAGGCCAUUUCUGCUGUGCUCCUGCUGCUGCUCAAGCACUUUAAGUUGAACCAUGUCUACCAGUUUGAAUACAUGGCCCAGCACCUGGUAUUUGCCAACUGCAUCCCUUUGAUCCUAAAGUUCUUCAAUCAAAACAUCAUGUCCUACAUCACUGCCAAGAACAGCAUUUCUGUCCUGGAUUACCCUCACUGUGUGGUGAAUGAGCUUCCAGAGCUGACUGCAGAGAGUCUGGAAGCAGGUGACAACAACCAAUUUUGUUGGAGGAACCUCUUUUCUUGUAUCAAUCUGCUUCGGAUCUUGAAUAAGCUAACAAAAUGGAAACAUUCAAGGACUAUGAUGCUUGUGGUGUUCAAGUCGGCACCUAUCCUGAAGCGGGCCCUGAAGGUAAAACAAGCCAUGAUGCAGCUCUAUGUGCUGAAGCUGCUCAAAGUGCAAACCAAGUACUUGGGGCGACAGUGGCGCAAGAGCAACAUGAAGACGAUGUCUGCCAUCUACCAGAAGGUUCGGCAUCGGCUGAACGAUGACUGGGCAUAUGGCAAUGAUCUUGAUGCCAGGCCUUGGGACUUUCAGGCAGAAGAGUGUGCUCUUCGUGCCAACAUUGAACGUUUCAAUGCCCGGCGUUAUGACCGAGCUCACAGCAACCCCGACUUCUUGCCAGUGGACAAUUGCCUGCAAAGUGUCCUGGGCCAGCGGGUAGAUCUUCCUGAGGACUUCCAGAUGAACUAUGACCUCUGGCUAGAAAGGGAGGUCUUCUCCAAGCCCAUUUCCUGGGAAGAGCUGCUGCAGUGAUCCUGUUGGACAGCAGACUGAAAGGAAGUAAUCUACCUGAGGGAUUGGCCUCAUCCUUGCUGCAGUGCUCCCAUCCCCCUCCAGGUGGCAGCACAGCUCCACUGAGGUCUCCACAGCCAGCCCAGCCUGUGUGUGAGCCCAGGCUGGCCUCUGGUUGAUUCCAACAUCCUACUCAGGAGCAGUCAUCCAUGUUGGGAUCUACUCUUCCUUCACCUCACCACUUCUACCCUCCUCUCCCUAUGAUGGAUUGCAACUCAUUUCACAAUCAGCCCUGUGCUGGGAAAAGUUGGAAUGGGCCAUACACUCCUCAUCAACAGCUGAGUUUCAAGGUCACGCUGACUCUUUCUGAGACAUGCAGCUUUGGCAUGUCAGUUUUCUAAUGAGGAGAGGUUAGUGUGAAGGCCAAGACUAGAGCGUUGGCACUUUGGUUGUGAUCUGGGGGUUUCUGAUACCAUUCCAGCCUCCUGUUGAGUUUUGUUCAGAGGUGAUACUGCAGCCUCUGCACUCUGGUUUUGGAUAGGGUCAAAGGUAGAGAAGCUUCCCAUAACCAGAGGUUUGAGUUUCCUCUUGGGUUGCAAGGGCCUGUAAAUGUAUAAAUCUGUGUAUGUCCUUAUGUCACGAUGGGGUUUUUAAUGUGUUUGUGUAUUCUGUUUACAUUAAAAGAAAGCAAAA
Messenger RNA from Nannospalax galili (Upper Galilee mountains blind mole rat), 3216 nucleotides. It is a transcript of the gene Strip1, whose product is annotated as striatin interacting protein 1. Gene Ontology annotation, biological process: cytoskeleton organization. The coding region runs from base 31 to 2544 and encodes 837 amino acids. The transcript has 21 exons. Lineage: Eukaryota; Metazoa; Chordata; Mammalia; Rodentia; Spalacidae. Gene Ontology annotation, cellular component: cytosol. The record is from RefSeq and is a predicted model, not a curated record.